AUGGGCUCCACAUCCGAAAUGGACACUGUCGAGAUCGGCAUCAUCGGCAUGGGUGACAUGGGCCGCCUCUAUGCCACCAAGAUGCGAGACGCAGGAUGGACCAAGGUCAACGUCUGCGACCGCCCAGAAAACUACGACAAGCUCCGCACAGAGCUCCAAGGCUCUGGGCUCAACGUCCUCCGCGACGGACACCUCGUCUCGCGGCGAAGCGACUACAUCAUCUACUCGGUCGAAGCUGCCUACAUCGAUGCCGUCGUAGCGCAGUACGGAUCCUCGACCAAGAUCGGCGCCAUCGUCGCCGGCCAGACGUCGGUAAAGGCGCCAGAGAAGGAGGCCUUCGAAAAGCACCUGCCCAACGACACCUACAUCAUCUCGUGCCACUCCAUGCACGGUCCCAAAGUCGACCCUACCGGUCAACCGCUCAUCCUCAUCCAGCACCGGGCGCCCGACGAAAAGCUUCGUCUCGUCGAGCGCAUCAUGGCGUGUUUCAAAUCCAACUUUGUCUACCUCACCUACGAGGAGCACGACACCGUCACCGCCAACACCCAAGCCGUCACACACGCCGCCUUCCUCUCCAUGGGCACCGCCUGGAGCUGCUCCAACCAGUACCCCUGGGAGUCGGAACGCUACCCGGGCGGCAUCGAGACGGUCAAGAUUAACAUCUGCCUGCGCAUCUACUCGGCCAAAUGGCACGUCUACGCCGGACUUGCGCUGCUCAAUCCGGCUGCCAAGACGCAGGUCACACAGUUUGCACAGAGCUGCACCAUGCUCUUCAAGCUCAUGGUGGCCGAGCGCGAGGACGAGCUGAUGCAGCGCGUCUUUGCCGCCCGCCGCAAGGUGUUUGGCUGGGAGAACGAAGAAGAAAGCAACAGCGUCAUCUCGCGCACGGGUGCCAAGGAGGAACGCAAACCCAUCCUCAUGAGCGACAAGCUGCUCGAUCGAUUCCACAUGGCCGCACGCAAAGCCGUCUCCUCCACAACAUCCGACUCGGCGCAAGCGACGACAGAGGAGGCAAAGGCAGCCGCGGCAGCCACACCGCCCAACUCGCAUCUGUCGCUGCUCGCUAUCGUCGACUGCUGGAGCGAGCUGGGCAUCAACCCUUACGACCACCUCGAUCUGGCCGCCACGCCCAUCUUCCGGAUCUGGAUCGGCGUAUGCGAGUACCUCUUUCGCUCGCCCGAGCGGCUGCGACAAGCGUGCCACGCCGCCGCGCGCGACCACAGCUUCCGCGCCGACGACACCGAGUUCGUCAUCGCCUCGCGCGGAUGGGCCCAGGCGGUGCAGUUUGGCAACUUUGACAGCUACCAGCGCCGCUUCGAAGAGACGCGCCGCUUCUUUGAACAUCGCUUCCAAGAAGCAGGUGCCGUGGGCGCAGAGAUGCUCAAGGUCGUACUGGCGAAUUGA
Molecule: messenger RNA, 1404 nt
Organism: Moesziomyces antarcticus
Lineage: Eukaryota; Fungi; Basidiomycota; Ustilaginomycetes; Ustilaginales; Ustilaginaceae
Product: prephenate dehydrogenase
Exons: 1
Coding region: 1-1404 (467 amino acids)
Biological process (GO): L-tyrosine biosynthetic process
Molecular function (GO): prephenate dehydrogenase (NAD+) activity; NAD+ binding; prephenate dehydrogenase (NADP+) activity
Source: RefSeq, a predicted model, not a curated record